AUCUUCAAAAGUAUUUGGCAGCAACUUUCUUUUACAAAGCAAGUGAAUCAAAAAAAUAAACAAAGGAUACAUUACAAAAUGUCUGCCUACCUUUACUUUGCUGGUACUAAUUGGUGUGUAUUUAAUAUUCCCCAGGCGUAUUUGGAGCAUUACAGGGUUCCUGAACUUCCUAAGCUCAAGAAAUUUGUGGUAUCUGUGUUGGCAUGGUCCGACGCGAGUGUCUUAGGUUGCACAGAUGCCACGAGGGCUGCUCCACACUUGGAGGAAUUUGAGGUGAAGGUGUUUUGGAUGCAACCCCAGAGGUCAAAAAGAGAGUGUAUUAAGGCUGUUAGAUGUCCGCACCAUCACCUCAAAGUGCUCAAGUUGCUUGGAUAUUAUGGCCGUAUGAGUGAACUUGAACUUGUUAGAUACUUUCUGGAAAAUGCUACUGCACUUGAGAAAAUCAUUGUUGAUCCCUGGUGUCAAGAUCUGGUCACUUUGACCCCCUCUGAAAUUCAAGAGGGGGAAAUAGCAAGAAAUUUUGCUAAGCUCCAGCUUGAAAGUGAAGUACCCCCACAUAUUGAGUUGGUAAUACUGUGAAACUAAGUUUUUAUGGAAAUAAUGUGUUAGUUUUCGGAUUAUGAUUGUAUUUCUAAGGGAGCUUAUCGUUUGAUCUAAUUUAUAUAUUGAACCUUUGUUUAUUUUGCCUAAUUUUCUCAGCGGAUAUCAGGUUGGUUUGUGAUAUUUAUGUCUUGUGUCAAAUAUACCAUUGUGAUCUAACGAGAAAAUUAUUAUUUACUCCUGUCUCAAUUUUUUUGUGCUCCUUGUAUGAGCAAAGUAUAUUUCUACUAUUAAUAAGUGAAACUCCUUUGGACUACCAAGGAUGUUUUCGGUAUUAUGCAUUUGUUAAGGAAUAAUUUGGAAAUUCCAUCUUCAUUGCUCAACUGCUACGUUGAGACUUCCAGCUUCAGCUGUCCAACUUGAAGCACCACACGUGGUUUAGAUUCCCCUCCACCUUUUGCCCUUCUUCUCUCUGUAUGAAAGUAACAAGUUUCAUCUCUUUCCUUCCAUGCCUCUCUUCCUGGAUGGUUGGACCGAGAGUUGUGAAUGCAAGUACUGCUGGGUCUGGAUAGAUUUGAGAGCAGCGAAGCACUUCUAUGUCGGUCAUUAGUUUGAUUAAUUCAGAUUCGUGCGGGAUGAAGCUACUAAAUGGAUAAAGAGAGUGUUUGAGAGUGCUUAUAAUUUGGUCAAAACAAUUUAUAAGUAUUUUUUUAUUUAUAUUGAUGUUUGACAAAAUUUUAUAUUGCUUAAAAUAAGUUGAUUUUGGCUUUUUUUUAAGUCAAAAGCAAUAAGCAGCCUAAUAGGUGCUUAUUUUUUUAGAAUUUUAAGUUGACUAACAAAAUUAUCCUCUUAUCCCUUGCAAUUAAAAGUUAUUCCAGUUUUA
Messenger RNA from Capsicum annuum, 1423 nucleotides. RefSeq lists its product as uncharacterized. The transcript has 3 exons. Lineage: Eukaryota; Viridiplantae; Streptophyta; Magnoliopsida; Solanales; Solanaceae. The coding region runs from base 79 to 579 and encodes 166 amino acids. The record is from RefSeq and is a predicted model, not a curated record.